Molecule: messenger RNA, 400 nt
Organism: Xyrauchen texanus (razorback sucker)
Lineage: Eukaryota; Metazoa; Chordata; Actinopteri; Cypriniformes; Catostomidae
Product: 39S ribosomal protein L52, mitochondrial-like
Exons: 5
Coding region: 7-390 (127 amino acids)
Biological process (GO): mitochondrial translation
Cellular component (GO): mitochondrial large ribosomal subunit
Molecular function (GO): structural constituent of ribosome
Source: RefSeq, a predicted model, not a curated record
UCCAAAAUGGCAGCACCCUUGAGGACGUUUUGUACUACAGUGUGGAGGCAGUCUAUACGCCCGUUUUCACUGUCGUGUGUGACCCAUGCAGGAAAGAAAUGGAGACUAGAAAAUGGUUUAGCGCGCAGCGGAUCAGAGUAUGGACCACUAACAGAUCUGCCUGACUGGUCAUUUGCUGAUGGAAGGCCUGCUCCUCCACUGAAAGGACAGAUCAGAAGACAAAAGCAGAGAGAGGAGUUUGCGAGAAGAGCGGUGUAUCUCAAUGCAGAGGUGGAUAAAGGGAUGGAGCGGUGGCAGGAGAAAAAGGAAGAGGAGAGUCUGAAAGAAGAACAGUUGAAAUCUUUAAUGCUGAAACCUAAAGGAAAUGUACUAUUAAACAACAAAAAAUAAAGACAUUUGA